Messenger RNA from Salvelinus namaycush (lake trout), 2246 nucleotides. Its product is annotated as calcium uniporter protein, mitochondrial-like. The transcript is spliced from 8 exons. Bases 179 to 1204 code for a protein of 341 amino acids. Gene Ontology annotation, biological process: mitochondrial calcium ion homeostasis; calcium import into the mitochondrion. Gene Ontology annotation, cellular component: mitochondrial inner membrane; uniplex complex. Lineage: Eukaryota; Metazoa; Chordata; Actinopteri; Salmoniformes; Salmonidae. Gene Ontology annotation, molecular function: calcium channel inhibitor activity. The record is from RefSeq and is a predicted model, not a curated record.
UGCUCUCUCUCCGGCUGUGCUCAGACCCUAUCUCUUAUCUCAUCCGCCCUCUGUCUGUUUACACGCUUAACAGUCCGUUGUUGACUGGAAGACAAUACGAAGAUCCUGCUUCUAGGCAGGUUUUCUACACGUGUUCUACUGCUCAGUAUGCCAGAACGCAUGGACUAAUUUAACGACGAUGGCUUCGUUGCGAAUGGUCGCCAAACUUCGAGCUGGAGUUAUCGGAUGUACUAAACCGUUCCGCUACGCACUCAAAACAACCCGAUCUCCGGUGAAAUUACUGCAUACGAUCCAUCCCAGACAGCCACAGUGGAGAUGUCCUCCCCAAGUGGUCUUCUGCAGUACUGUAGCACCCUCUAGUGAUGUGGUGUUGCAGUAUAAACAUGGACGUCCGGUGUUGGCUGUGCCACUACCCUCCAGGCAGGAGAGCUGUCUGUUCUUCCUCAGGCCCAUGUUAAUGACAGUAGGAGACCUCAUCCACGACCUGCAGAGAGAAGACCCAGGAGUCACCUCUGCCUCUGUGCUCACCAAGGAUGGUGCGCGGGUAGCUAACACCACCUCUAUAGACAAUCUCCUGGACAAAGACUUCCAGCUCCUCAUCAAUGAUGCUGUAUACAACAUCCACUCCCCUGAAAGAGAGGCGUCCAGUGUGUCCAGUGAGCAUGUGGUGGACGUGGAGGACAUGAAGCACAUGGUGCAGCUGCUCCACACGGCCCUCCACCUGCCUGACCACCACCUGCUGAAGGAGAGGCAGCUGCUGGAGAGACUGGAUGGACUCAAACAGGACCUCUCACCUCUGGAACAGGUGAAGGCACAGCUAGAGCGCAGUGCCGAGUUCCACUCCUCCAGGACUCUGUGGACAGGUGUGGCCGUGCUGUCUGUGCAGGGCGGGGCCUUGGCCUGGCUCACCUGGUGGGUGUACUCCUGGGACGUCAUGGAGCCCGUCACCUACUUCCUCACCUACUGCACCAGCAUCGGAGUCUUCGCCUACUAUGUCCUCACCAAGCAGGAUUAUGUCUAUCCAGACGCCAAAGACAGGCAGUUCCUGUAUUACUUCCACAAGGGAGCCAAGAAGGAGUGCUUCAACGUGCAGAAGUACAAUGAGCUGAGAGAGGAGUUGGCUUCGGUGGAAGAAGAUUUGAGACGUCUAAGGAAUCCAACCCAACUUCAGCUCCCUGUAGAACAGAUCCAGAGCCAGCCAUGAAGAGCAACACCACGUCAAACUGAAGGACUACUGAGCAGCAGCAUUUCUUCCCAUUUAUUUUGAUAACGAUUACUUUUUCUUACUAACCCCACAGAUCAUUUUAGAGUUUUGGUUUACACCGUUUACAAUGUUGGAAGUCAUUUGUGGUAAUAGAAGUAUAGUAAUAAAUAUCAUAUGAGAAAGCAUCUUCCUGAAUACUAAUCAUAUUUAAUCUGCAUUCCUGGCUGUUGCAGGGCGGGGCCUUGGCCUGGCUCACCUGGUGGGUGUAGCUAGUAGUAAACUAGUAGCUAGUUUCAUUUCUAUAGAAGAGCAACGUUCUGAAUAGUUUAAAGAUUAAGAGAACUGAGACUGAACACAAAUUACAUUUCAAUAUUUUAUUGCACCUCAAUUCAGACUUGUUUCAAUCAUCAAAACCCCAAACAUAUUUCAACAGUUUUACAACUGUCAUUUUAUAAAUGAGAGAUUCUAAUUCUAUAGGAGCCCCACACACCUCUCCAAAUUCUAGUAGUGCAAAUGCUAUUAGCGCAAACGCCAAUCUCCCAAAAGGUCAGAGACAAAUUUCCCUGGUGGACCACAUAACAAGAAAAGUACAAUACUCUUACUAAGCAGUGGUUCCUUGUAUUCACCCAUGGAGACUAAAACGGUCCUCAUUUUCUUGUACACUUCAGAAAUAGAAACAUGAAUUGGUGUCCAGCACUCAGGUUCACAUACAAAUUAGUAAUACCUUGUGCGUUGUCAUUGCUUUAGUAAAUAUCUCCAAGUGACUAACAAUGAUUUCUUUAUUUUUUAAACAUGAGAUGGUCGGUUGAUUGGUACCCUGAGUUGUCUUAUAUGAGCUAUAUAAAAUGCUAUUUAAAAAGAUUAACAGUACGGGGGGGGUGUAAUUGACCAAUAAAGUGAUCUUAUCUUAAGAUGAAAACAGCUGUCAAAUACCCUCAAUAAAAAAAGAAUAGUGGUAAAAAGCUGUUAUUUAAAAAGCCAUUGAUUUGAAUUACCAAACAAAGGCACUACCAUAGUGGCAGUAAACAAUGUAUAUGACUUC